Messenger RNA from Pseudocercospora fijiensis CIRAD86, 804 nucleotides. RefSeq lists its product as uncharacterized. The record is from RefSeq and is a predicted model, not a curated record. Gene Ontology annotation, cellular component: mitochondrion. The transcript has a single exon. NCBI's taxonomy places the organism in Eukaryota, Fungi, Ascomycota, Dothideomycetes, Mycosphaerellales, Mycosphaerellaceae. Gene Ontology annotation, biological process: mitochondrial proton-transporting ATP synthase complex assembly; mRNA stabilization; mitochondrial gene expression. Bases 1 to 804 code for a protein of 267 amino acids.
AUGCGAGAGGCGCCAUAUGUGCCAUGGUAUCUUCAAGUCGAACCACCCAUCGCACAGCAAGAAGGCAAUCCUCUCGACCGACAAAAGAUACCAGACAUACCCGACCACUCACCCGAACUCCUCGAUCCAUUGCUUCAACGAGUGUCCGUCGAACUAGGAAUGGAUGAUUUGGCGCUAUUGGAUUUACGAGAACUCGAUCCGCCACCUGCCUUGGGAGCGAACUUGUUCAUGAUUGUGGGGACAGCGCGAUCAGAGAAACAUCUCCACGUCUCAGCAGACAAACUUUGUCGAUGGCUGAGGUCAGAGUACUAUUUGACACCGACCGCAGAUGGCCUGCUGGGCCGCCAAGAGCUGAAAGUGAAAAUGAGGAGAAGAGCAAAGAAGUCGAAACUGCUGUCUGCUGUCGGCGCUAAGUCUACUGCGAGUACAGAAUUGGAUGAUGGUAUUCGGACAGGUUGGGUGUGCGUUAAUGUAGGAAGAGUGGAAGGUGGAGAGCUGCCGAAGAGCGAAGGUGAUGUCGAAGCCGAGGAGGAGGAAAUUAUUGGGUUUGGAACCAGGGCAAGUGGAAGUCAUAUCGUGGUUCAGCUGAUGACUGAGGAGAAGAGGGCGGAAAUUGACCUGGAGAAGCUGUGGAGUGAUCUCCUUUGGCGCAGCAAGAAAACGAAAGAGGUACAGCUGAAGAUGGCAGAGGAGGAGCAAGCGGCGGAAAUGGCAUCAUCAGACUUUGAGAAGUCGGAUUCGACAGUGACGAUUGAUCCAUCUAUCGACACAAGCUCGACCAGUCAAGCUCAGGUACAAAUAUGA